CUUGACGAAAACUGUGAGUAAAGGAAAUGACUCAGUGCCAACCUUUGCGCCAUAACUACUCUGACAGAGCAUAAUACACGAAUAAUAGAGUAUGGCUGGAGAACCUACUGAGAGACCUGAACUGGGAGAUGAAGGAGAAGAAGGAGACGCGACAGAUGCCAAACCUGACCGCAGGGGGAGAUUUCUGCUGUUUGGGAGUAAGAAGAAUAAGGAUGGCCAGACGCGGGAGCAGGACUACUCUUCUGAAAGCCAUUACAGAAUUGUUUCACCAACAUUCCAGUAUAAGAUGAGCCACCAGCGAGUGGGCAAGUGCAUCAUCAUCAACAACAAAAACUUUGAUGAAAAGACAGGGAUGAAUGUACGCAAUGGCACGGACCGAGACGCAGGUGAGCUGUUCAAGUGCUUCAAGAGCCUGGGCUUCGAUGUCUGUAUUUACAAUGAUCAGACAUGUGAGAAGAUGGAGCGUCUUCUCAGAGAAGCCUCGGAGGAAGACCAUAGUGACAGCUCGUGUUUCGCCUGUAUCCUGCUAAGCCACGGUGAGGAGGGCAUGAUCUACGGCACAGAUGGAGCCAUGCCCAUCAAGACCAUGACCUCGCUGUUCAGGGGGGACAUGUGCAAAAGCUUAGUCGGAAAGCCAAAACUCUUCUUCAUCCAGGCUUGUCGGGGUUCCGAAUUUGAUGAUGGUAUACAGACAGAUUCGGGUCCGCCGAACGACACCCUGGAGACCGAUGCUAAUCCGAGACAUAAGAUCCCUGUAGAGGCAGAUUUCCUCUUUGCCUACUCCACUGUGCCAGGGUAUUACUCAUGGAGGAACCCUGGACGCGGCUCCUGGUUUGUCCAGGCGCUCUGCAACGUCCUCAACGAGUUUGGCAAGCAGCUGGAGAUAAUGCAGAUCCUGACACGGGUCAACUACAUGGUGGCCACCAGCUUUGAGUCCUGGUCUGAAGACCCACGCUUCAGUGAGAAGAAGCAGAUUCCCUGCGUGGUCUCUAUGCUGACGAAAGAACUGUAUUUCAACUGACCGCCAACCUAACUGACCGGACUGUAUGCUAUCAAAGACUGACUGACUGACUGACUAGACUGACUGUUUCAGGUACUGGCUAAGCGGUCAAAGCAUUCAGGGAUGAUUCAGGCCCAGCAGGACACUGCACAUUCGGAGCACAUAACAUUUUGCAUGUGUAGUUGGGCCCGAAAACCAGCACUCGUAAGAAAAAAAAAAAAUUUUACAGUGGCACUCCGCGUUCAUGUGUUGAUGGUGAAAUUUAUUCCACUUCUUCAGGUUGUUCUUCAGAAAAAUGGCGUCACAUUUGAUCUGAUCUUUGUCGACAGGCAUUGUGAAAUAUCCAUGUUAUUCUACCGGCCCGGAAAAUUUGCUGCCAGUUUUUGUGGGUUUGGGGAAUCAUAUCUGAAUAUGUGUCUCUCUAUUUUCCAGCAUUUGCAGUAGAUGUUUUAAGGGACUGUACCUACUGGACAAGGGCAAGCAAGGACGGGUAAAAGUUGGCAGUAGCAAUUACUGCCAUGGAAUCAGCUUCUGAGUAACUGAAAUAAUUGUUGUUCUGAGAGUAGUCUCUCCAGAAACUGAUCAUAAACCUGUCUAAUGCAGUCCAGUGCAUCUGUAGAGUGUACAAUACUCUAUCACUAUUACACAGUAAAAUAAAUUAUAAACUAGGUGAGAGUUGAAUGUUUUAAAGCAUUAAUUCAUCUUGUCCUUUUAUAUUUAUACAAUAUGAUUUUUUAAAAAACAAUAAGUGAAGGCUCUUUUGAGAUGCACUAAGAGGUGUAUAGAAAUUUUCUCUAUGAGAGUGAAUAGAGUGAUUACAAAUUCAAAUGGGAGAGAUGAGGGACCUGCCUUGAUUAUAAACACUGAAUUGUUAUUAUCAUCUGGAAAAUGGAUUAGAUCAUUUUCAGCUAUCCGUGUUUUAAUGUUUUCAGCUGUCAGUUGUCAAAAACAAAAGAGACAAAAGAAAAAGACAACACUCCUCUGAGCAGAAACAUAUCACGAUGCUCUUGCCAAAGGCUCAGUGUCUCAGCCUUCCUAGCAAGUUUAAGUUGGUAGCAGCAUGCUGGCAUCCUCAGGUUCUUUAAUGUCCCAUGAAGUGGGUAAAUGUAAUGUUAAAGAAUUUCAUAUACGUAUGGCUAGGAAGGUGUGAUCUUUUGCUGUGUAGUGAUUAGUUCUAUGAGAUUUUGGGUCAAGUGCAUAGUUCAUAGUCCACCCCCAUGAAGGCAAUAAUCAUUUGCAAUUUUGCGAGUUUUCACAGCGUGAUGUUGAAGACUUCACUUGCUUGUCAUUCAAGCACGAGAAGGUGAAGUUCGUGUAUUUGCAUCCGAUCAAAAAUAAUGCACUUGUCUUAUUUAUUAGUCAAAUCAGUUUUAUGAAUUUCCCUUUUUGAAAUCUUUCAAAUUAGACAUUCCUCUUAAAUACCUUUAUGGAAUGAUAGAAUACACGCUGCUGGGUUUUUACACCAGAUAGAGAAUUUAAGAAUGUCUAAAACUGUUAUAAACUUGGGAAAUAUCAUAUUGUAAAGCUGGACUGGGGCCCAAAGCACAAAUGCCACAUCAUUUCACUGUAUAUUAGUGUUGUACAUUGUCAUACUCUACACUGUAGUAACAGGUGCCAAGCAAUGUCUUACUAUUCUAACUUUAAAAAUUGAGAUUUGCUUUCGAGUGAUUUUAAAAACCCAAACGAUUAAAAAUAAAAAAAUAAAAUAGAUUUAUAUAUUAUUUUUAAGCACUUUGUGCACUUUGCCAAGUUUUUUUCCAAAAAUAUUGCAUAAUUUAGUAAGUGAAUUACUAUGACAAAUUAUAUGGUAAAAUCUGAAAAUAUGUUGUUUCAUAUAUAAAAGACAUUUGCUGCUGGUCCUUACAAUUUACACAAAGUUUGUUUAUGCAGAUACACUCUUAUUGUUCCCAAGUCUGUCAUUCACAGAGGCAGCUAUUACUGGUGGUGACAAGUCUGAACAUACACAAUCCACAUGUCUGCAAUACACACACACACACGCGCACACACACACACUGUUGCUGCAAUGUUUUUAAAUUAUUCACGAUUGCAUGUAUAUAAUUUAGGGGGAAAGGUCAGCAGUAGCUUUCAUUUUCUUAUUACACUUUCUCCUUUUCUCGCUUUGUAUUUUUUUAUCAGUCAUUUUUAAUUAUUUUAAUAACACUUACAUAAUAUUUAUAGGUGCCAGGAGUGUGAUCAAUACUGGCAUUGCCCAUUCUUGUCCAAUACAGCCACAACUCUUGAGCCCUCUCGACACAUGGAUCUCUGAUCAGUGAUGUGGUGCCCAACCUGUGCUGAAAGGAGUGUUUGCUCCACUUGUUUUGGAAUGGAAUUGAAGGAGGGAAAAAAUUAUUUUUAGGGGUAAAAUUUUAAUGCUUUCCGGUGUUAAAUGCUGUUGUCCUCAGGAAUAUAUUUGAAAAUAUUUGGAAAAAUGAAUGAAUGAAUUACAUUGAAAUUAUAAUCUGGCCCGAUAUUUUAUUCAUUUGGGGCAAUACCUUGUUUAAAUAACUUCAAAACAGAGGAAUGCUUAUGUAAACAAUUUAUUGUAUUAAA
This is a messenger RNA of Seriola dumerili (greater amberjack), 3550 nucleotides long. It is a transcript of the gene casp7, whose product is annotated as caspase 7. Gene Ontology annotation, cellular component: cytoplasm. The record is from RefSeq and is a predicted model, not a curated record. NCBI's taxonomy places the organism in Eukaryota, Metazoa, Chordata, Actinopteri, Carangiformes, Carangidae. Bases 92 to 1021 code for a protein of 309 amino acids. The transcript has 7 exons. Gene Ontology annotation, biological process: proteolysis; apoptotic process.